Molecule: messenger RNA, 967 nt
Organism: Vollenhovia emeryi
Lineage: Eukaryota; Metazoa; Arthropoda; Insecta; Hymenoptera; Formicidae
Exons: 2
Coding region: 194-622 (142 amino acids)
Source: RefSeq, a predicted model, not a curated record
UUGUAUCUAUAUUUGUAUGCUUAUAUAGGGUUAAGGCAUAUAUUGUUAUGUUUGUGUAUACAGGGUGCGCCGCCAAAAUCCGGACAUUUCGAUUUAAAUUUCUCGCCUUAUUGUGCCUCUGUUAGAGAUCGUUGUUGGCGUCUGCGAAAGCCUGACACUUUUAGAAAACAAUCGUAAUCUCAAAAUAGCUGCGAUGUUGAAACCAAGUGCGGAGUAUAAUCAAAGAGCCGCGAUCAUCGAAGGGCUUCGCGCUGGGCGCUCAGCAAUGGAAAUAAUUCAGUUCUUUGGAUACCCGAGAUCAACCGUUUAUGACGUUGUGACAAAAUAUACGGCUUCAGAACAGUCCAACAAUAGUUCCAGUAUGCCAGCGAGGAAAAGUCACUCGAAAGAACGCUCCGCAAGGAUCCCCGCAGUCGUCGAAAGGGCUCAAGCGCUGAUUUUGGAGGGCCCAGGGCAAUCGUUGCGAAAAUUGGCGUCGAUUGUGGGUGUAAGCGAGCCAACAAUGCGUCGAAUUGCCGAGGAGGAUCUUCGAUACAAAUCGUACACACUCAAGAUACGACAGAUACUCUCAGGCUGGCUCAGAUUUGAAUCCCUCGGACUACUACGUAUGGAGCGUGGUUGAAAGGGUUACCAACAAGUCCCGGCAUCCCAAUGUGACGUCAUUAAGGACUACCAUUGAGGCAACAUUCACCGGCAUGGACAGCGCUGCAUUACGUGCGUGCGGACGCUUCAGACUGAGAAUAGAAGCCGACAUUCAAUCUAAUGGCGGAUAUAUUGAAUAAUUAUGGUCUAUAGGGAUCCCCUAAGUGCCCUGCAAAAGGAUUUUUUCUAAUACUUAACUUUUCAUUCAUAAACUUUUGUUCAAAGAAAUUGUUCGCUUUGUCCGGAUUUUGGCGGGGCACCCUGUAUAUAACUUUAUUUAUAGAUUUAGACAUUGUUUUAUAUGAAACAAAUUGUAAUGUAAAAA